UCUACUUCUUCUUCUUCAUCACAACUACAUUAGAUAAUGCUACUUCAUAGCUCUUAGAACUUUGGUUUUUAUCAAUAGCAUAGCAAAGAUAUGGGGGGUGUAGAGCUUUCUUACUGUGUAGUGGAAAGGAAACCUUGUAUUGGGUGGGUUAACAAGUACUUUAAGGAUUGUCUUUGCAACCUUAACGAUGAAAUCUCGUUUGUUGUGGGAAUCAUUAGUCUAAUCUGUUGGGGGGUGGCAGAAAUUCCUCAGAUUGUUACCAACUUCAAGAACAAGUCUUCCAGUGGCGUCUCUCUUGCAUUUCUCUGCACUUGGAUCCUUGGAGAUGUUUUCAAUCUUGUUGGGUGUGUUCUCGAGCCUGCUACGCUGCCCACACAGUUCUUUACUGCACUGCUGUAUACGGCAACAACAGUAGUUUUGGUGUUGCAGGCCAUAUACUAUGAUCAUUUCCUCCCACGGUGGAAGUGCCGAGACAAGAACACCAUUCUGGUUAAGGAUAAUGAUAGAGAGGCUUUGAAACCAAGGUCACGACAUCAUCGUACUUCUCAUCCUGCGGUUGAGGUGCCCUCCCAGAGACAUUACUAUUUUACGUCGGCCAGAACUUUGGCAAGCAGUGAUACUCCAACGUACUGCUACAUAAUGGCCAGAAGCGGCCCUCCUGCUCUGCAACACGACCAGGAUUCAUCUUCUGAAGAUGAAACGGUGCCAUUAUCUUCCUCGCAGAAGGCCAUUUCCCAGCCACGAUCAAUUCCUCGCGCUCAUGUGGGUUCUGCACAGACGGCAUAUGGCACAUUUCUAGCUGCUGCAGCUCAUUUUCCGGUGGGUGGCAAGUCUCUGAUUAUGGAGGCGCAGACCAAGUUCACCGGAAGGAGGUUAUUACAGGAACAUGAAUUUGACAGCAGUGUUGCUGGGCAGUGGUUGGGGUGGCUGAUGGCUGCUAUAUAUAUGGGAGGAAGAGUCCCCCAGAUUUGGUUGAAUAUUAAAAGAGGAAGUGUUGAGGGACUUAAUCCUCUCAUGUUCGUCUUCGUCCUUGUUGCCAAUGCCACAUAUGUUGGAAGUAUAUUGGUGAGAAGCACAGAAUGGGAGAAGAUGAAGGCAAACAUGCCAUGGUUGCUAGAUGCAGUGGCCUGUGUGGUGCUGGAUCUUUUUAUUAUUAUUCAAUACCUUUACUACAGCCACAAGAAGAUUAAGAAGAGACAACAAACACAGAGUUAAAGACUAGUUCCCUUUCAGUGUUGGCUACAACAAGGAUCAAGUUUGAUUGAGUUUAGGCAGUUGAAUGUUCUAUUAUGUGCUGUACAUUCUGAAAUUAUUACCCAAUCCCAUUUGUAUUGUUGGCUUAUUCUCUUUUACCAAAUCAUUGGCAUAUAAAAUAAAGACCACCAAGUUACUACUUA
Ipomoea triloba (trilobed morning glory) is the source of this 1397-nucleotide messenger RNA. RefSeq names its product probable vacuolar amino acid transporter YPQ1. The transcript has 12 exons. The coding region runs from base 91 to 1215 and encodes 374 amino acids. NCBI's taxonomy places the organism in Eukaryota, Viridiplantae, Streptophyta, Magnoliopsida, Solanales, Convolvulaceae. The record is from RefSeq and is a predicted model, not a curated record.